CGCCUGCACGACAUACAACCCGACAUCGAAUUUGUUCGUAGAGAAUGACUAUUGGAUCGUGCAUUUCCGUCCAAUGCAGAUGAAGUAGUUCCACGAUCUUUCCAUCAGCUCGACCGUCUUCGCCCUCCUUGCCACAGGCGUCCCACUUUGGGUUUGCGAUAUCAUGGCGACAAAGCGAUCUCACGCGGCAAUUGAUGCCAAAUUGGAGGAUGACGAUCCUGUCGAUCCCUCAGACGAACUCAUGUUCCUUGCGCUAGGAGGAGGGAAUGAGGUCGGGCGAUCUUGUCACAUCAUUCAAUACAAGGGGAAGACUGUCAUGCUUGAUGCCGGCAUCCAUCCAUCAUACGAAGGUCUCGGCUCUUUGCCGUACUAUGAUGAAUUCGAUCUCAGCACGGUCGAUCUUCUUCUCAUCUCACAUUUUCAUCAGGACCAUUCCGCUUCUCUCCCCUAUGUGCUAUCCAAGACCAACUUCGCCGGUCGUGUAUACAUGACCCAUCCGACCAAAGCCAUUUACAAAUGGACCACCCAAGACGCAGUACGAGUCCACAACACACACACCUCAUCUUCUUCAACUUCCGGCACCGAUGGAUACGUCAGCCAAUUAUACACUGAGCAAGACAUGCUUUCUACAUUGCCGAUGAUCCAAACCAUUUCAUUUCAUACGACUCAUUCACACAACGGCAUUCGGUUCACGCCCUACCCGGCAGGUCAUGUUUUAGGUGCAUGCAUGUACCUUAUUCAGAUCGCUGGAUUGAACAUCCUCUUCACUGGAGACUACAGCCGCGAGACCGAUCGACAUCUUGUACCAGCCGCUGUUCCCAGCAACAUUCGAAUAGACUGCUUGAUCACGGAAUCCACCUUUGGCAUCAGCACAAGAACACCCCGUCAGGAGCGCGAGAAUGCUCUGUUGAAGUCUGUCACCGGCAUUCUCAAUCGCGGAGGACGCGUGCUCAUGCCGACCACAGCCGUCGGCAACACACAGGAGCUCCUGCUCAUUCUAGAAGACUAUUGGCAACGUCAUGAGGAAUAUCGGCGUUUUCCCAUCUACUACGCCAGUGGCCUGGCUCGGAAGGUCAUGGUCGUUUACCAAACAUAUGUGGAUGAUAUGAACGACAGUAUCCGAGCCAAGUUCCAGGCUGCGAGUGCAGCUGGCGAAGGUGGUACUGCCGGUCCUUGGGAUUUCCAAUACGUCCGUGCACUAAAAGGUGUCGACAGAUUUGAAGAUGUUGGAGGAAGUGUCGUCUUGGCUAGUCCGGGCAUGCUGCAAAAUGGGCCUUCCCGUGCAUUACUGGAGCGAUGGGCUCCUGACGCGAAGAACGGAGUGGUCAUUACCGGUUACAGUGUUGAAGGUACCAUGGCUAAGCAGCUUCUCAAUUCCGACCUCGAUGCUAUUCCAGCCGUAACUUCAAAUCGGUCGGCUGGCAUGACUCUCGGGAAGAGGGCGGGCUUGAACGACGGCGAGAAACAAAUGAUUCCAAGAAGAUGUACGGUGGAAGAAUUCAACUUCGCAGUGCACGUCGAUGGGCAGGAGAAUCGACAGUUCAUCGAGGAGGUCAACGCACCUGUCGUCAUUCUAGUUCACGGCGAGCGAAAUCUAAUGCGAGGUCUCAAGAGUCGACUGCUCGGGUUGGGUAAAUUCAAAGUAUACACACCGGCAAACUGUGAAGAGGUCAGGAUACCGUUCCGCCAAGAGAAGAUCGCUCGUGUGGUCGGACGGCUCGCAAGUCAGAUCAGUCCACCGGUACUGAUGCCCAGCCCACCUGCAUCUAGCGAUGAUGACGAAGAAAUGGGCGACGAAGCGAGCGGCGAGAAGAAAAAAGCCAAGUCCAGCAACGCCGGCCAGAUCAUCAGUGGAGUCCUUGUACAAAGCGAUUUCAAAUUGAGCUUAAUGGCACCCGAGGACCUCCACGAGUACGCCGGCCUCACAACGACCACGAUCAUCUGCCGACAGCGCAUCACUCUCGGCGCAGCCGGAAUUGAUCUCAUCAAAUGGGCGCUGGAGGGCACGUUCGGCACCGUCGAUGUUUCGUCACCGGAAGAGAAGAAGAAAGGAACCAACGGCGAAGUCAAGCCCGAGGAAGCCGACGAGGAGCUCGUGCGACACACCGACACCAUCUUCGAAGUCAUGGGCGGAGCCGUCAGCGUCAUCUGCAAAGAACAAGGCGAGGUGGAGCUACGAUGGCAAGGCAACAUGACAAACGACAGCAUCGCCGAUGCCGUGAUGGCGGUCCUCCUCACGGUGGAGAGUUCCCCUGCUGCAGUCAAGCAGAGCAGUCAGAAGCACUCCCACGACCACAGCCACAACCAUUUCGGCGACGACGACGACGAAGACGAAGGCGCCAUCGAUGAAGAUUCCGAGAAAGCAGAUCACGCGAACGGCGGCAUGACCAAUGGCAAGAAUGUCUCCUCGCAGCCAUCCCACCCUCUCGCCAACCUCCGUCCCCAAGAAAAGCUCUCCCGACUGUUCAUGUUCCUCGAAUCGCAAUUCGGCGAAGAAAGCAUCACGCCCAUCGCUCUCCCCAGACCUCCCGCGAGUGCCUCCGACGCUACAGAUAUGGACGUCGACCUCGAUCUCGAGAAGUACCAAGCCCAAGAGCUCGCGCGAUUGCACGCGCAGGGCAUCCCUGUACCAGGGCUACUGGUCAAGCUCGACAAGCAUGAGAUCAAGGUGUGGUUGGAGAAGUUGGAGGUCGAGUGUGCGAAUAAGACGGUGGGAGAUAGGGUCAGGGCGGUGGUGGAGAGGGCGGUGGGGAUUGUGGCGCCGCUCUGGGCAUGAUGGGAGAGGCUUGAAGAUAGCUAAGGACGGGGGGGAAGCAGAGAGCCUGGUGGAGGACAAACUCAGGUGUGGUGGCCCUCGUAUGUAGGUAUGUAUGUAUAGUUGCGCAUGAAAAUGUGGUCAAUGUUCUUGAACUUUUUUUCUUGGACAUUUAGUGGUAAUUUGGUAAGACGUCUUCAGAGAUCCGUCCACGUUGUACCCUACUCUCAUGAAGAACGAUCAAACUUUCCAUUGUCGAUAAUAGAUACUCUCGCAAAAUAC
Dissoconium aciculare CBS 342.82 is the source of this 3037-nucleotide messenger RNA. Its product is annotated as Metallo-hydrolase/oxidoreductase. Gene Ontology annotation, cellular component: mRNA cleavage and polyadenylation specificity factor complex. Gene Ontology annotation, biological process: mRNA 3'-end processing by stem-loop binding and cleavage. The record is from RefSeq and is a predicted model, not a curated record. Bases 164 to 2776 code for a protein of 870 amino acids. The transcript has 2 exons. Lineage: Eukaryota; Fungi; Ascomycota; Dothideomycetes; Mycosphaerellales; Dissoconiaceae. Gene Ontology annotation, molecular function: 5'-3' exonuclease activity; RNA endonuclease activity; RNA binding.